AAAGUUCAGUUGAUGCAAAAAUUAAAAUCAGUGUAUUAGUUGUGGUAGUAGUGUGCAACUUGUCCGUAACCCAAAAACAAAAGAACCGCCAAAGAUAUUCCCUCUCGAUCCUAUUCUUUUGGUGCUCCCAAUUUCAUAAUCUUCACGCUCUUCAAUAUCAUUUAGCCACACAAAUUCAUUUGUUCUUCUCUCUAAAUUCAUCAUUUACAGAUAUCAUUUAUGUACUAAUUCUUCAAUAUCAUUUGCCUUUUGCUUAAAUUUCAGGGUAAUUUGUUGAAAAAUGGAUCGUCUUAGUUCACCAGCACGGCUAAUGAUAGUUUCAGAUCUUGAUCAUACAAUGGUUGAUCAUCAUGAUGCUGAGAAUCUCUCUCUUUUGAGGUUCAAUGCUUUGUGGGAAUCAAAUUAUCGCCACGAUUCGUUGUUGGUGUUUUCAACUGGAAGAUCUUUAACCCUUUACAAGGAGUUGAGGAAGGAGAAACCCAUAUUGACUCCAGAUAUCACAAUUAUGUCAGUAGGCACUGAGAUUACAUAUGGUAAAUCUAUGGUGCCGGAUGACGGUUGGUUCGAUAUUUUGAGUCAGAAAUGGGAUAGGAAUAUAGUUAUUGAAGAGGCCAAGAAGUUUUCUGAGCUCAAGCCUCAGGCUGAAACAGAGCAACGGCCACACAAAAUUAGCUUUUACGUUGAGAAAGAGAAAGCGCAACAAGUGACUAAGGAUCUUUCCGAGAGAUUGGAAAAGUGUGGGUUGGAUGCAAAGAUAAUAUACAGUGGAGGGAUUGACUUGGAUAUAUUGCCACAAGGGGCUGGAAAAGGACAAGCACUUGCUUAUUUACAUAAGAAGUUUAAGUCCGAGGGUAAACUACCCAUCAAUACCCUUGUAUGUGGUGAUUCUGGAAAUGAUGCUGAGCUCUUCAGCAUUCCAGACGUUCAUGGUGUCAUGGUUAGCAAUGCUCAAGAGGAAUUGCUGCAAUGGCAUGCACAAAAUGCAAAAGGAAAUCCCAAAAUUAUCCAUGCAACUGAAAGAUGUGCUGCUGGAAUAAUACAGGCUAUUAGUCACUUUAACCUUGGUCCCAGCAUCUCUCCUAGAGAUGUUAUGGAUUUUACUGAAUGUCAACUGGAGCAUGUGAACCCGGGUCAUGAAAUCGUUAAAUUUUACUUGUUUUAUGAGAGAUGGAGACGUGGUGAAGUUGAAAACUCUGAGUCGUACUAUGCAAGCCUCAAAGCAGUUUGUCAUCCUUCAGGGGUUUUCAUCCAUCCAUCUGGGGAGGAGCUCUCUCUUCAUGACAGCAUAGAUAAACUUAAAAAAUGCUAUGGAGAUCGUCAGGGAACAAAGUACCGAGUUUGGAUUGAUCGCCUUUUGCCAACAAGGAUAAGUAAUGAUGCAUGGCUAGUGAGUUUUGAUAAAUGGGAAUCGACUGGCGAAGAGUGCCAAUGUGGUGUCGUCACAACUCUAUUGAGAUCUAAGGUUGCCGACUCCUUAAGUGACCUGUUAUGGGAGCAUGUGCAUCAAACAUGGUUGGAUGGGUAUGCUGCGAAGGAUCAGAACUCAUGGAUGUUGUAGAUUUUCCCACCUUGUGCUGGAUGGAGUGUUGAUCCAAGGGGUGUAUUUUUGUAAAACUUCAAUACUGUUUUAGUUGUUGGGAUGUUAUCAUCCUCGUAAUAAACCAAAAUGCUUUGCGACAUUUUCAAUUGCUUUCAACGCUCAAACAGAUCAAAUAUAGCAUUUUCUGUUUUGAGAAA
Messenger RNA from Chenopodium quinoa (quinoa), 1737 nucleotides. Its product is annotated as probable sucrose-phosphatase 2. Gene Ontology annotation, biological process: sucrose biosynthetic process. The transcript is spliced from 9 exons. The record is from RefSeq and is a predicted model, not a curated record. NCBI's taxonomy places the organism in Eukaryota, Viridiplantae, Streptophyta, Magnoliopsida, Caryophyllales, Amaranthaceae. Bases 281 to 1558 code for a protein of 425 amino acids. Gene Ontology annotation, molecular function: magnesium ion binding; sucrose-phosphate phosphatase activity.